Messenger RNA from Beta vulgaris subsp. vulgaris (sugar beet), 351 nucleotides. RefSeq lists its product as uncharacterized. Lineage: Eukaryota; Viridiplantae; Streptophyta; Magnoliopsida; Caryophyllales; Amaranthaceae. Bases 1 to 351 code for a protein of 116 amino acids. The record is from RefSeq and is a predicted model, not a curated record. The transcript has a single exon.
AUGACUAUACCCAAGCACAGGUUCUUCAUGUGGCUGACCAUGAAGAACAAAAUGCAGACAACAGCAAGACUGUUCACAAUUGGUGUUAGCAGAGAUCCCAUGUGCCAGAUAUGUGGGUUAGCUGAGGAGGCACAAGAUCAUCUAUUUUUAAACUGUGUAUAUAGCUGUGAAGUGUUGAAAACAAUCAAAAGAUGUAUGAUGUGGAAUACAACCAGCACCAAUGUUCUAGAUAUAUACAGGUACAUAAAAAGAAGCAGAAUGUCUAGAAUGUGGAAGCAAACUAGCUACGCUGUACUUGCUGCAAGUGUUUACCAGAUUUGGAGUGUCAGAAAUGAUGCGUUUUGGUCAUAG